AUAAAGAAGAAAAAUGGAAUGUAAUGGUGUUCAUCCUUUGAUGUAAAACAAAGCAACUCUGCCGGAUAUUUCCAUAGUGAGUCUACGCCUUCCCAAGAGACUGUACUAUCCAUUUCCCUUUAUCCAAAAAUGGACAGCAACGGAUUUUAAACGUAUACCGAAUCCAAAAAUCCAAAAUUUCAAGGGUUUUUUCCUUUUUUUUUUUUAUUUAGAACCGCCACCACGAAAUGGGGGAAUUUGGAUCCCCUUCAACUAACACUCACAUUCAUCACCCCAACAACCAUCGUCUUCAUCAGUUCCCCUUCACAGUCGGCUCUGAAAUCGAGGUCUCCAUCGAUGAAGAAGGCUUCAAAGGCGCCUUAUUCAAAGCUACCAUUUUGAAGCUACCCACUAUAUUUUCUCCUUCUAAGAAGAAAAAAGCUUUAGUUGAGUACAAAACCCUUGUCACUGAAGACGGAUCUACCCCUUUGAAGGAGCAUGUUGAUGCUCUUAGUUUGAGGCCUUUGCCUCCUGAUACUGCUGCUAAGGAUUUCGAGGAAUGCGACAUUGUUGAUGCGACUGAUAAAGAUGGAUGGUGGACUGGUGUGGUUUGUAAGGUUUUGGAAGAUGGGGGGUACUCUGUUUUCUUUAAGAACCCAAUGCAUGUCAUGGAUUUUCAGGGGAACCACUUGAGGCUGCAUCAGGAUUGGGUUGAUGGCAAGUGGAUUGUUCCCCAAAAGAUGGAUGCGUCACUCUUGAGAGGCCAAUUGAGUAUCAUUUCUGAGGAUGCUAAUGUACCUGAGAAUGUCGAGCACAGAAGCUUAAAAAAUAAUGAAACAAACAAUGAAAAAGAAAACUCUUAUACCGUAAACUCAAGGAAUGAUUUGAUGGAAAGGCCAAGUAUUUAUGAUGAUAGUUCUGCCUCAUUUGCCUUGACCUCAAGCAAGAGAAGAAGAAGUUUCAGUUCUAAGUCGAGAGUUUCAAAUCCUUUGAAGAAGUUGAGAGAAGGAGUUAUUCUUGGGAAACCAGCAGCAGAUAGGUCAAGGAUGAUAGACAAAACAUCAAGAGGAAAAGCAUUCAGUAAAAGUGCCACACCAAACAAAGAUCGCAGAAGAAGAAGAAGCUACCUAAAGUUUAAUGGUGAUGAUGACAGUGCUUCACCUAUUAGAUCUGGGAGUCCCAAAGGAGGCAAGAAACCGAGAACUAAGGAAGAUGUUGAUGGCAGUGACAAGUUGAAAGUGCAAGUAUUAAGUUUCAUAAAUGGCAAAAAAGGAAACACAUACAAACAAAGCCAACAGACUCAAGUUACAGAUAAGGAGAGGAAAGAAGGUUACGAUGUCAUAGACUUAGAGACCAUCUAUAAGGAAGUGACUACAAACAAUGAAUCCGAAAGAAAUGAACAUUUAGCUUCAGAUGAACAACAGGCACCAGUUAAAAAUUCUCUUGGUGAGGUUGGAGAUGGGGAGGAAAAUUCAAAAAAUCAGACAAAAGAGAAGGGCAUGGAACCUCAGCAGCAAGAAGCUACUGAAAACAGUGAUAGACGAAAGCGGGGAAGGCCUCGUAAAAUCAUGCAGGAAAUUGAGCAGCAACAAGCUAGUAAAAACAGUUACAAAAGAAAGAGAGGACGGCCUCGAAAACUAAUGCUAGUUCCAACAACUGCGGAAGAUUCAAAUAAAGAUGGAAGCGUAUGGAAACCUGAGAAAGCAACUUUAAAAAGUAGUGUAACUGCCAAAAGAACCAAAAGAAAAAAAGGCUUUAGGAUAAUGCCAAUUUGUUUUGUGGAUUUUCAAGAUCUGAACAGAAGGAACGGGAGCGAAAUCUCAGAAUACAAGACAAAUGGCUCUGGAACUAACAGUGUCGACGACGAUGAUCGACCACUGUUAAUGUGGCUUGGAGGAAUACAAGGUUCAGCAAGCAACAAUGCGUUGAAAUUAGGACAAGCAUCUGGUUCUAGCGCCAAGCGAAGAACGAAAGGGAGUGAACAAGUAGAUGCUGUGAAUGGGGUGAGAAGAGUUGAUGGAACGCCUGAACACGAAGUGGACAAGAAUCAAGAUUGGCCUUUUGUGAAGAAUUCACCCGUUUGGAGUGCAAUUGAUUCAUUAGAAGUCUUCAAGCAUAUUCCACAAAAGCCUCAUUUCCAACCUUUAAGUACACACAAGGAGGAAUGUCGUGAAGGAUUGGCUAUUGGCUGUAUGGUAACUUUUGCAAGUUUGGUUGAGAAGAUAACCAAACUUCAGUUCAGCAAUCCGAGACACAUUUUCGAAAGCACAUUGGCCAGUCUAUACGAAUUGGAGCAACAUGGAUUCAAUAUUUCAAUGCUUUGCAAUAGAGUAAAUGAGCUACUAUUCAUCAAAGAUUCUGAAAUGAGAUAUGGUGAGGAAACAAAAGUAACUGAGAACAAAAUAAUGGAGUAUAUUGAAAACAAAACUAAACUAGCUGAAGAGAGCAACGCUAUUGAAGAGAAGAUAACAGAGCUGCAGAAGAGACAAGCAUCGAUCAAAAAGGAAAUGGAGACUACAGACAACGAGAUUGAUGCUCUGCAAUCACACGUGGUGACCAUCAGAGAAUGUACCAUGAAUACUAAGCUACAUUUUGAGAACCAAAUUGCCCUCCCCUUGUGGCCAGUUUGAACCAUCAGUUCUUUAUGUGAAUAUACGACACUAAAACUCAGUUAGCCUCACUCUAAUGAUCCUCGAUCAUUUUGUGAAUGGUAGCUCUAGACUAGAAGUUAGUGCUAACAACUCACACCUUUUUGUAUGACAUUGAUGCUUAAAAUGCAACAUCUUGACAAGGUUUAUUUUC
Messenger RNA from Cucumis sativus (cucumber), 2781 nucleotides. Its product is annotated as DUF724 domain-containing protein 6. Bases 228 to 2609 code for a protein of 793 amino acids. The record is from RefSeq and is a predicted model, not a curated record. NCBI's taxonomy places the organism in Eukaryota, Viridiplantae, Streptophyta, Magnoliopsida, Cucurbitales, Cucurbitaceae. Gene Ontology annotation, molecular function: DNA binding. The transcript has 9 exons.